UGCCUCCCGCCCCCCCCCCCCCCGGAGCUGCGGGCGCGGGGCGGCGGCAGCGGCGGUGCCGCCAUGGCGGAGGCGGCGGUGCAGUGCCGGGUCCAGUACCUGGAGGAUGCCGACCCCUUCGGCUGCGGCAGCUUCCCGGAGCCGCGCCGAGCCCCGGUUUACGCCGUGGCGGAGGCGCUGGCCCUGGGCGCGCAGCUGCCCGCGCUGCACCGGCUGCUCGGAGCGCCGCUGCCGCUGGAGGACUGCACGCUGCAGGUCUCCCCGUCCGGCCACUACCUGGACCUCGACCUGUCCCUGCUGGAGCAGAAGGAUGACCUGGAGGGUUUCUACGAGGAGGUCAGGAAGGGCCGGCGGCCGACGCUGAUCCUGCGCACCCAGCUCUCCGUCCGCGUCCACGCCAUCAUCGAGAAGCUGUACAACUCGCAGGGGCCGGAGCUGCGGCGUUCCCUCUUCUCCCUCAAGCAGCUCUUCCAGGAGGACAAGGACCUGGUGCCCGAGUUUGUGAACCUGGAUGGGCUGACGUGCCUGAUCAAAGUGGGGGCAGAGGCUGAUCAGAACUACCAGAACUACAUCCUCCGUGCCCUGAGCCAGAUCAUGCUCUUCGUGGACGGGAUGCAGGGUGUCAUCAACCACAACGAGACCGUCCAGUGGUUGUACACGCUGUCGGGAAGCCUGUUCCGCCUGGUGGUGAAGAUGGCGCUGAAGCUGCUGCUGGUGUUCGUGGAGUACACGGAGCCCAACGCCCUGCUCCUCAUCCGCGCCGUCAACGCCGUGGACCAGGCGAGAGGCGUGUGUCCGUGGUCCAACCUGAUGGCCAUCCUGCAGCAGCGCAACGGGGCUGACACGGAGCUGCUGGUGUUCGCGAUGACGCUCAUCAACAAGACGCUGGCUGCCCUCCCGGACCAGGACUCCUUCUACGAUGUGACGGACUGCCUGGAGCAGCAGGGCAUGGAGAGGGUGGUGCAGCAGUACCUGAGCAGCAAGGGCACCGACCUCGACCUCAAGCAGCAGUUCGUGCUCUACGAAAGCGCGCUCAAGCUGGAGGAUGGGGUGGAGGAGCCGUCGCCGGGCGGGCGCAAGGAGAGGAGGAAGACAGACGAGGGCCGGCGCGGGUGGCGUGCCCAGGGCAGCUGCACCGAGCCCAGCCCCGACCCCCAGCCAGUGCUGGGGACCCCCAGCACCCCAGAGGAGCCCCCCGUUGAGAACAGCCCUGAGCCAACCAUCCCAGCAGAGCCAUGCCCAAAGAGCACCUACAACAGCACGUCCAGCCUGCGGCUGUCUCUGCCGUGCACCUCGCCCGAGAAGGAGCAGGCCCCAGGCCCUGGGGAGAGGAGCGUGUACAAGCUGCACCAACCUGCCCCUGUCUGCCCUGGAGCUGCCGUCGUCCACGAGAACCUUCCUGGUGGCUCUGAUGAUGGGGACGGUGCCCCCACGUCGCCAACACCACCCGGUGUCCAGGCAAGGCGGGAGGAUGCCCCCUCCUUGCAUGGGGACAAGCCUAUUCUGAGGAGGUUUGAAGCUCGCUUCCUGGAGAACCUGGCUGCUGCCCAGAAGGAGAAGAUCUCCGCCAUGGCCAAGGGACGGCUCGACAUCCUCAGCGAUGUUGCUCCGGAGCAUCUCGUCGCUUGGGAUGGGGACAGCAGCAACGCUGAGCCUGGCACGGAGCCACCCAGCAUGAGGUCCCAUGCGGGCCGUCAGGACACCACCGACUCCUGCAGCGCCAUCUCCUCCGAUACCAAGUUCAUGCUGGACAUGCUCUACGCUAAGGGCUCCUCAGAGAUGGGGAGGCAGAAGGUCUUCCCCGAGGGACUGUCGUCCUCCCCGUACCAGGGCAAGGAGGAGACGGGCACCAGGCAGGGCUGCGCUGAGGGACACGGUGGUCGGGAGCAGGAGAGCACCUGGCUCCAUGGCAGGGCUCCGGACGGGCCGGUGGCCAGUGCCCACGCCAAGCUGGCACGUGCCACAUCCAACAUUGAUGCCGAGACCCACACGCAGAAGCUGGAGAACACCAUGAUGAUGCCCAUCAAGAAGGACACGGAGCUGUCGUGGGAGCACCUUCAGGCCAACCCUGUGCAGCUGAAGAUCAAGGACCUGGACUUCACUGACUUGGGGGAGGAGGAAGACUUUGACAUCUUGGACACGGGGCCCAUAGCCAAUGGCUCCUUCCUUCCUCCCGGCAUCCAGGCAGCAAGCGCUGGAGUUCUCAUGGUUCCCCCUCCACCUCCCAUGGACCCCGGCUGUCCACCACCUCCCCCUCCACCUCCUAUGGUCCCUGGCUGUCCACCACCUCCCCCUCCACCUCCUAUGGUCCCCGGCUGCCCACCACCUCCACCUCCACCUCCUGUGGUCCCCGGCUGCCCACCCCCUCCAGGGCUCCCAGGCCCUUCGGCCACUGAUGGCCCUUCCCAAGCCAAGAAGAAGAGGACAGUGAAGCUCUUCUGGAAGGAGCUGAAGCAGCUAGAUGGCUCUGUGGGGCCGGGCAGGUUUGGGCAGGCGACGCUGUGGGCGUCCCUGCAGAACGUUGAGGUCAACACUGCCAAACUGGAGCAUCUCUUCGAGUCCCGGGCAAAGGAGGUGCCGGCUUCCAAGAAAGCUACCGACGGGAAGAAGGUGGUGGUGGUGCUGGACCCCAAGAGGAGCAACGCCAUCAACAUCGGCCUCACGGUGCUGCCCCCCGUCCACAUCAUCAAGACGGCCGUGCUCAGCUUCGAUGAGUUUGCCGUCAAUAAGGAAGGGAUCGAGAAAAUCCUGACCAUGGUCCCGACUGAGGAGGAGAAGCAGAAGAUCCAGGAGGCCCAGCUGGCCAACCCCGACGUGCCCUUAGGCUCUGCAGAGCAGUUCCUGCUCUCCCUGUCCUCCAUCAGCGACCUCACGGCCAGGCUCCAGCUCUGGGCCUUCAAGCUGGACUACGAGAGCCUGGAGCAGGAGAUUGCAGAGCCGCUGUUUGAUCUGAAAGUGGGCAUGGAGCAGCUGGCCAAAAAUCACACCUUCAAGUGCAUCCUGGCCACGCUGCUGGCCAUGGGCAACUUCUUGAAUGGCUCCCAGAGCAGAGGCUUUGAGCUGGGCUAUCUGGAGAAGGUCUCGGAAGUGAAGGACACGGUGCACCGGCAGUCCCUGCUCCACCACCUCUGCCAGAUGGUGGUGGAGAAGUUCCCAGAAACCACGGACCUCUACUCGGAGAUCGCCUCCAUCACGCGCUCCGCCAAGGUUGACUUUGACGAGCUGGCCAACAGCCUGGUGCAGCUGGAGCGGCGCUGCCGGGCCUCCUGGGACAACCUGAAGGUGAUCGCCAAGCACGAGACCAAGCCGGUGCUGAAGAGCAAGCUGACGGACUUCCUCAAGGACAGCACCCAACGCAUCGUCGUCCUGAAGGUGGUCCACAGGCGCGUCCUCAACAGGUUUCACUCCUUCCUGCUGUACCUGGGGUACCCGGCCAGCGCCGUGCGGGACGUGAAGGUGAUGCCCAUCUGCAAGCUGCUGCGGGAGUUCGCCCUGGAGUACCGCACCUGCCGGGAGCGCGUCCUGCAGCAGCAGAAGAAGCGCGCCGCCCACCGGGAGCGCAACAAGACCCGCGGGCGGCUCAUCACCGAGACCGAGAAGUUCUCCGGCAUCGCCGAGGCCACCGCACCGCCUGCUGUGGUGUCGGCCAGCCCCGAGCAGCAGGAGCAGGCGGAGGUGGGCCAUGAGAGCAUGAAGAGCGUCCUGAGCUUGCCCACGGACGUCCCUGCCCGACGCAGCCGGGCCAGCCGGGGGACAGGGCAUGUCACCCCAAGCCAAGGCUCCCCGGCCCAGGAGGACGUCCCCAGCUCGCCCGACGACGCCUCGGACGAGAUCAUGGACCGCCUGGUGAAGUCGGUGACGCAGAGCGCCAACCCCCGGCCCUGCGCCAACAAGGAGCGCAGGAGGUCCCGCGGCAACAGGAAGUCCCUGCGACGGACGCUGAAGAGCGGGCUGAGCGAGGACCUGGUGCAGGCGCUGGGCCUGGGGCGGGCGCCGGGCAUGGAGGUGUGACCUGACCACCCCUGCAACCCGGGGGGGCCCUGCCACCCGCACCCCGCGGGGAAGGACGCGGGAGGGACACUGGCACGCUCAGCACCCUUGGUCUGGCGGUCGGCUCCGGAACAGGAUGGGAGCGAUGCCGUGAGGCUGCUCCGGGGGGGGCAGGAUGGAGGACGGGGAGAGUGCGAGUCGUGGAGGGCUCCGAGCAGUAUGAGGCGAGAGGGCCCCGGCCCCGGCCCUGGCCCGGACCCCCUCUGGGAACGGGGAUGGCCAGCGGCUGCUGUGGCAAUAAAGUGUUGUGACAUGUG
Molecule: messenger RNA, 4307 nt
Organism: Oxyura jamaicensis (ruddy duck)
Lineage: Eukaryota; Metazoa; Chordata; Aves; Anseriformes; Anatidae
Gene: FHOD1
Product: formin homology 2 domain containing 1
Exons: 25
Coding region: 64-4011 (1315 amino acids)
Biological process (GO): cortical actin cytoskeleton organization; actin filament network formation
Cellular component (GO): cytoplasm; cytoskeleton
Molecular function (GO): actin filament binding
Source: RefSeq, a predicted model, not a curated record